CUGCGAAUGAUGUCUUCACCAGCCACUUCAAAGCUGCCUAUCCAGGCAAAAUACACAUCGUGAACAUACAACUCUAUGGUCUGCUUGACGUCUGUCGCCCUACGGUGACUUUUCUAUAAUUACAUACCAACGCGCAUCUGCCUACACUGCCUCAGAACCUGUCUAUCCAACCAAGCUUAUCCGACUGCGGAAGUACUCGUGUUUGCAAUGAACUUCGUCACGUUCAACCAGGACCGUACACUUCUUGGUGUUGGUACUACCAAGGGUUUCAGGCUCUACUCUACCGAACCUUUCUCAAAAUGCUUCGAAACUGAGGAGGGUGAUAUUGCCCUCCUCGAGAUGCUAUUCUCCACUUCACUUGUUGCGAUAAGCCUGUCACCGCGACUUCUCCGAAUACAGAAUACAAAGAGACAUUCUACGAUAUGCGAGCUCACGUUUCCUUCGAGGAUUUUGGCCGUCAGAAUGAAUAGGAAACGCCUGGUGGUUGUGAUGGAAGGAACAAUACACCUAUACGAUAUCAGUAAUAUGACCCAUCUCGGCGCAUUAGACACCUCGCCCAAUCCAAAUGCUAUCUGCGCGUUAUCUCCUUCCUCCGACAACAACUAUCUCGUUUAUCCCUUGCCACAGAAAGCCUCCUCCUCCGCCUAUACACCACCAUCACAUGCUCCUCCGAGUCAAGGGCACGUAACACCAUCCUCUGGAGAGGUUCUGAUAUAUGACGCAACAAGGAAAGAGGCAGUCAAUGUUAUCCAAGCCCACCAGACACCAUUAUCCUGCGUGGCUUUGAAUAACGAGGGAUCGCUUCUGGCAACGGCAUCAGAAAAGGGCACGAUCAUAAGAGUUUUUUCUGUACCGGAUGCCCAAAAACUGUUCCAGUUCCGGCGUGGUUCGAUGCCUUCCACAAUCCAGAGCAUGUCUCUCAACUCAACGUCCACAUUAUUGUGUGUGUCGUCGGCAAGCGAUACUGUUCAUAUAUUCCGCUUGUCAGCUGCUGCUCGACACACACGAGGAAGCAGUAUCACCUCGAUAUCAGAUCUUACCAAGUCUUCGGUAGAUGGGCGUAGCUCAAGCCCUAGCAGCGAAGAGACAAGGUACAACUCAUUAAUGGACGCCAGUGGGGUGGACACGACACACGAUCGAAAAGCCUUGAAUCCGACAUUUGCGAGCAUGAUCCGACGGACAUCUCAAAAUGUUGGAAAAACUUUCGCAGCCACUGUAGGUGGUUACCUACCAAGUGCUGUAGCAGAGAUCUGGGAGCCGUCGCGAGACUUUGCCUGGGUGAAAAUCCCCAGAUCACAAAACCCAUCCAACACCGGGCCGGUACGCUCUGUAGUUGCAUUGAGCAACAACGGUCCACAAGUCAUGGUCGUUACGAGCGAGGGCAACUACUAUGUCUUCAAUAUCGACCUUGAGAAAGGCGGCGAGGGAACGCUGGUAAAAAGUCAUUCCAUUAUUGGCAGUAGCGACAUCCUCGGACGGUCCAUGUUAGAUGAUUGAUUUAAUUAAUAUACCCCUUAAGAGACUCCAGGCGCCAUAUUGAACGCGUUGACAAUCGCUUGCAAGGCUUUUGAGCAGACAUUGACUCUUAUGAACUGCCGUUACAUAGCAUUAUCCGGCGUUAUUGUUUGGUUUACUAUGCAGUAUGUGAGACCAUUCCAGUUACCCAGGGUAUGCGACCUCGAUUGAUUUGUGUGUAUGAGGUGGACCGCAUGACUACAUAGCUUGUUAGAGAUAUCGAUAUUAAUAACGUUACUGUUCG
Pseudovirgaria hyperparasitica is the source of this 1759-nucleotide messenger RNA. RefSeq names its product WD40 repeat-like protein. Gene Ontology annotation, cellular component: cytosol; extrinsic component of membrane; phagophore assembly site membrane. The transcript is spliced from 5 exons. The record is from RefSeq and is a predicted model, not a curated record. Gene Ontology annotation, molecular function: phosphatidylinositol-3,5-bisphosphate binding; protein binding; phosphatidylinositol-3-phosphate binding. Gene Ontology annotation, biological process: autophagy of mitochondrion; protein lipidation; protein localization to phagophore assembly site. Bases 208 to 1497 code for a protein of 429 amino acids. Lineage: Eukaryota; Fungi; Ascomycota; Dothideomycetes; Acrospermales; Acrospermaceae.